CUCAUCUUCUUGUCCUCCCCGUCGAUCUUCCCUGCCUCACUUUUCCACCAUCAUGGGCUGAGUCUCGUACUACUCCCUGUCCUCUCUCAUCGUUUGAACAGGGACAACCCAAUAACUCGCUACAAUGGAGCGUAUCCGCGGGCUGAUCGCUCGCCGGCCUACGUAUGAAGCAAUCGAGCAGCCGGUUGACGCUGACAAUGAGAGCAUUCACUCUGCUCGUGAGGGGCUGGAGCAUCCCCGUUUCUCCAAAUACGAAUAUGCAGUAUUCUUCCUCCUGGGUGUGUCGAUGCUAUGGGCAUGGAACAUGUUCCUCGCUGCUGCACCAUACUUCUACCACCGUUUCCACACAGACGACUGGGCAGCAACCCAUUAUCAACCUUCAAUAUUGACUGUAUCCACCGUUACUAACUUAGGUUCCUCGUUCAUCCUGGCCAAGCUGCAGAAGGGAGCAUCAUAUCCGAAGCGGGUCACUAUCUCUCUGCUUAUCAACAUCGUGGUAUUCACGCUCUUGGCCUUCUCCACCAUCUUGAUGAAAGAUGUCUCAGUGAGCACAUACUUCGGCUUUCUCAUGAUCAUGGUAUUCGGGGCCAGUCUUGCGACCGGAAUAAAUCAAAAUGGCGUUUACGCUUACGUCUCCGGCUUCGGAAGAGAGGAGUAUACCCAAGCCAUCAUGGGCGGCCAAGGCGUAGCGGGUGUCCUACCCUGCAUUGUCCAGAUCCUCACCGUGAUCUCCGUACCAAGCAAGAAAGAAGGACAGAAAGCACCACAAGAGUCAUCCAAAUCCGCUUUUGCCUACUUUAUCACGGCCACAGCCGUGUCGUCCUUCGCUCUGCUGGCCUUCCUAUCCCUCGUAAAGCAACGCGCAUCAUCAACCCUCUUAGACCCAACAGACGAUCACAGCGACUCAGAUGUGCCCGAGAACAAGUCCGUCAGCCUCUGGACGCUCUUCAAGAAGCUCCGCUUCAUGGCCACAGCCAUCUUCCUUUGCUUCACCGUCACCAUGACCUUCCCCGUCUUCACAGCAGAGAUUGAAUCCGUCCACGACACUCCCGGACGAUCACGACUCUUCGACCAGGCUGUCUUCAUCCCUCUUGCGUUCUUCUUCUGGAACGCAGGUGAUCUGCUGGGCCGAAUGCUCGUCCUAUUUCCCCGUCUGUCCUUAGUGAACCGUCCCUUUGUGCUGUUCCUCUUCUCGAUUGCUCGAGCCGCAUUCAUCCCGCUGUACCUCCUCUGCAACAUUCGCGGCCGAGGGGCAGUGGUGGAAAGUGACUUUUUCUACCUGUUCGUUGUGCAGUUGCUGUUCGGCAUAAGUAACGGGUACCUGGGGAGUAAUUGCAUGAUGGGUGCUGGACAGUGGGUGUCUCCUGACGAACGUGAACCUGCAGGUGGGUUCAUGGCAUUGAUGCUCGUAGGCGGGUUGACUGCGGGAAGCUUGAUGAGCUUUCUGGUUGCUGAGGCUUGAUUUCGGGUAUAUAUUGGUGAGAUUUCAUUGGUGUCUGGUGUUGUUAUAGAUCGGGCGUCAUAAGUACUUUACUGUUGUCGUGGGUAGGUGUCUUGCUAGGGUAUUUCUCACAGAGCUGCUUAUCAGCAGGAUCUCGAUCUACAUAUUGUGCCUAAUCAAUCAUAGGUAUAUAGCCACGAGGCUGAAACUAUCAUAGA
Aspergillus piperis CBS 112811 is the source of this 1659-nucleotide messenger RNA. RefSeq names its product nucleoside transmembrane transporter FUN26. Gene Ontology annotation, biological process: nucleoside transmembrane transport. The record is from RefSeq and is a predicted model, not a curated record. Gene Ontology annotation, cellular component: fungal-type vacuole membrane; plasma membrane. Gene Ontology annotation, molecular function: nucleobase transmembrane transporter activity; nicotinamide riboside transmembrane transporter activity. The transcript is spliced from 2 exons. NCBI's taxonomy places the organism in Eukaryota, Fungi, Ascomycota, Eurotiomycetes, Eurotiales, Aspergillaceae. The coding region runs from base 125 to 1462 and encodes 445 amino acids.